This is a messenger RNA of Esox lucius (northern pike), 1892 nucleotides long. Its product is annotated as ankyrin repeat domain-containing protein 1. Gene Ontology annotation, molecular function: RNA polymerase II-specific DNA-binding transcription factor binding. The transcript is spliced from 9 exons. Lineage: Eukaryota; Metazoa; Chordata; Actinopteri; Esociformes; Esocidae. Gene Ontology annotation, cellular component: nucleus. The record is from RefSeq and is a predicted model, not a curated record. Gene Ontology annotation, biological process: regulation of transcription by RNA polymerase II. Bases 246 to 1169 code for a protein of 307 amino acids.
AUGAAGCUACCAGUGGCGACAUAAGCGCAUGCCUAGUUGACGAGACACCUUGGCAUGCCUGGUCAUGGUAUGGGAUGCAUUUAAAUAGCGGGAAACAUGACCUCACUUCUGUUUUUUAGCAGUCCUAAGCACGUAGGAGUCUAUAUAAGUGGAUGGAUCUCUGCCUCGCUCAGAACAGAAUUGACACUGACCGCUUUGGGAGUUGAGCCACUGGACUAUCCAACUUCUGGUCACACAUUUCAGACAUGGGGCUACAUACCGUUGAAGAGCUGGUCACAGGAAGGAGGUGUGAGGGCAGGGAGGCAGACGAGCGGCUGACGGAAGCGUUUUCGGAGAGCGUGUACGAAGCCGCCGUCAACCAGGAGAAACAGGAUGGCCAUAGAUCACACAAACACCUGGCGAACUUUCCAGAGGAGAGUGAGGGGGAGAUUACAGUUGUCAAUCUUAAUACAGACAAAUCAGGCCGGCUGAAGCUAGAGACUGUGGACGACCUUUUUAACAUCCUUCAGCUGAGGAAGAGGAGGAGGGAGAGGAAAGUGAUGAACAAAAAAGAACCCGAGCCAGAGAUCAUUCCAGACACAGUCAAUGAAGAAAUGUUCUUGAAUGCAGCCAUGGAGAACAAGCUUCCGGUGAUUGAGAAGUAUCUGUCAGAUGGAGGUGACCCCAACGUCGGUGAUCAUUUCCUGAGGACCGCGCUGCACAAAGCCUCGUCAAAGGGUCACGUGGAGAUUGUGAAAAGACUCCUGCAUGCCGGGGCUUCCAUUGAGAAGAAAGAUAAACUGGACGCCACGGCGGUACACUGGGCCUGCAGAGGAGGCAGCCUGUCUGCUCUGGAACUGCUACUCAACGAAGGAGGGAAGUUCAACUCCAGAGACAAGCUGCGGAGCACUCCUCUCCAUGUAGCUGUGAGGACGGGACACUAUGAAUGUGCCGAGCACCUCAUCCACUGUGGAGCAGACAUCAACGCUAAAGACAGAGAUGGGGACACACCUAUGCACGACGCUGUGAGGAUAAACCGUUUCAAAAUGAUCCGGCUACUGCUGAUGUACGGAGCCAGUCUUAAAACUAAGAACAAUGACGGCAAGUCCCCAAGUGACAAUCUUCUGGCGUGGCAGAGUGGUGCUAAGAACAUCCUUUGUAACGUCAACAAUGAAAAAGCCAUCAUGUAGAGCAGGGAAACCUGAUCUACUAGGGGUCAUGAUGCAAAUAUGGGAUGCCAAAAUUUCAUGAGGGGAUGUGUCUUCCUUAAUUUGAAGAGAAUUAAAAUGUUUAUUUUUUUUAAUUAACAAUAUUUUAUACCAGUGCAUUACAAAACGAAUGUGUGAUUAUUUGGGAAAUACGGAAAAUAAAGCGACUUUGAGGCGUGUGGGAUUAUUUUGGUUUGUCUCUAUGACAUCCAGAAGCUGAUCUAUGACCUUUUUAAGUCGAAAUUUACUUUGCUUGUGAAGUAAUUUUAUGUGUGACUGUCACUAUCAAUCAAACUACUACUGUUUUUUUAAAUGGUGGUUUGAUAAAAAUUAUCUUGACAAAUAUAUUUGGUAAAAGAAUAAUAAAUUGGGUUUAUUUUUUUAAAUUGCAUACCAAAUUCUUUUCACAAUUGUGCUUAAAAACAACCAACAAUUCCUUGGUCUCUCAAAUGAAACAAAGCAAAGCUGGUGAAAUUUGGGAACCCCUAUAGAGACCAAUAACUUCUCCAGUUCUUGAGGAGAUCAGUGGCUAUUGAACGUUUUGUUUGUUUAUAUCCAUUUAUUCUUAUAGAUUAUCAUUAGUAUGUGAUCAUUUUUGAUUUCUCAAAUAUCGAAAUUGCUGGCCAAUGUUAGGGCUGUAGCUUCCAUGCAUUUUGAUGGUGUUGACUUUGUAUGUGAUUGUUGGUUAAUGAUGAGCAAGAGAAA